Molecule: messenger RNA, 3733 nt
Organism: Chlamydomonas reinhardtii
Lineage: Eukaryota; Viridiplantae; Chlorophyta; Chlorophyceae; Chlamydomonadales; Chlamydomonadaceae
Exons: 11
Coding region: 50-3184 (1044 amino acids)
Source: RefSeq, a predicted model, not a curated record
AUCACAGUUGUAUACAGUAUUUAUCUUUUCUUACGCAACUCUACACAGCAUGUCCACCUCUAACACUCCGGGCAAGACCGCCAUGGCGCCUACGGCGCGCACCUACGCCGCUGUCUUAGCGGCGUCGCUGUCGCCUUCACCUUCUACCAAGGUCACUAAGAAGGCUAGGAUUGAAACUGCAGUGACCGGCACUGUGGCUUUCGCAACUGCGGGAUCCCCCCUGAAGGACGGGGCUCAAAAGCGCACGGAGCAGGCUGCUCAGCCCGCUGAGUCACAGAUCGUCAUGGACCUGACGAACAGUGACGAUGAGGCGGGCCCCGUGAAGACGGCGCCGGUUCCCAAGGCCGUGGCAAAGGCGCGCACCAUCAGUGCCAUGCUGAUGUCGGCCGCGCGCGGCGCUGGCACUCGCACUGUGGCGCCCACCGCCAAGGCCGCAAAGACCGCCGCGCCCGCUGCCAAGAGCGCCGUGCCCGCGGCCGCGCCCGCUGCCAAGAGCGCCGCGCCCGCUGCCAAGAGCGCCGCGCCCGCUCCCGCGCCUGCUGCCAAGAGCGCCGCGCCCGCUGCCGAGACCAGCGCCACACCCCCUGCCAAGCCCGCCACCGUAAAGGAGUCGCUCGCGGCCGCCGCCGGUGGCCCUGGGUCGUCGAUUCCUGCUACCCCGCCAAUUGUUGAUGUUGACAACGAAAGCGACAUGGAUGACGUUGAGGCUAGCGAAGACGAUGGAAACGACAAGGUUGCAGACAUGGGCACGAAGCGUGGCCGCAAUGCCUGCGGCCAUGGCGCCAUCGAUUGGAAUAAUGAAUCAGUGCGUAUUGCGAAGUUCGUCAACAUCAAGAACACCAGCCGUUGGAAUGGGAUCGGGCACAAUUUCGUCAGGACUCCUGAGUGCACGUUCUUGUGCCUUGCCUGCAUGAAGCACCCCGGUGCGAAGGCCUCUGUUUGGACCAAGGGCGGCAACAAAGUCAUGAACAUGACUUUGUUCAACAAGCACCUUCUCUCCAAGAACCAUCUGGACGUUAUAGGCGCGGCUAAGAACCACACGAAGAUGUCCAACAUUGUCGAGAAGCAGAAGGUCAAGCUCAACCCAACGCUGUGCAGCCUAAUCCGUUCGGCCUACGCCUGCGGCAAGGAUGCCAUGCCCCUGACCCACUAUGUGAAGAUGGUCAAACUCCAGGCUGCGAACUGCGCUGACUGCAAGCAUGACUGCAAGGCGCAUACGUGCCGAAAAUGCGAUGCGUCCAAGGCAUGCGGCAGUGGUAUCACUAUUUCCGGUCCAUACCACACCGCGGAGAAAGCGUCGGAAAUGCUGGCUUGCCUGUCUGAGGCAAUUUCAGAGGAACAACUCAAGAACAUCAGGGCAUCUCCUGUCAUCUCCAUGAUGAUUGAUGAGUCUACUGACCGCACUGUUUCGCACAACCUGGCCGUGUACAUUACAUACGUGGCGCCCGAUGACAGCAUCAAGACUGAGUUUCUGCAACUGGAGGCAAUGAACAAUGGUGCCACGGCCGUGAACAUCUAUGACAGGCUCAAGGAGGUGUUCACGGAGAGCAAGAUUGAUUGGAGUAAGCUUGUCGCCUUCACCAGUGACGGUGCCAACGUUAUGGUUGGGAAGCACUGUGGAGUGGCGACCCGCAUCAAGACGGAUUGGCCCUGCGUCCUGACUAGCCACUGCGCUGCGCACCGACUGGCUCUGGCCUGUGCGGACUUCUUCAAGGAGUUCCCUGCCCUGGUCAAGGUGGACAACAUGCUCUCUAAGAUCUACAACUACGCCAAGACCUCGACAGUGCGAACCGCUGCUCUGAACGACAUGUACAAGGAAAGGAAGGCGAAGGCAUACAAGAUCCUGAAGCCGCACACGGUUCGGUGGCUUUCCCGGUCUGAGUGUGUGAGGCGGAUCAAGAUUACCUACCCGAUCCUGCUUGCCUUCUUCAAUGAGCGGAAGAAGGACAAGAAGGAUGUGGCCGCGGCCGAGAUUUACGAGUGGCUCAGGCAGGUGGACAACCUCCUGCUCAUCACCUGCAUUGACGGAGUUCUGGCUGCAACAGCGGAAUUGAGCAAGUGGUUCCAGCAGAGUGAUCUCGCCCUCGUUGACGUGCAUCAGUACCUGGAACUAGGGCUACGGCACCUGAUCAACGCCUACACCUACCACAAGGAGGGCGAGACGUCGAACGCACCUCCAUCCUUUACGGCACCCAUCCAGGCCCUGAUCAAGGACCUUGCAGCGAAGGAUGGCGUGUUCCACGGCCACCAGAUGGUGCUGACAACCCCUCCCACGACGAUCGCGCCUGCCACCACCACCACCGCCACCACGACAGCGGAGUCUGACAGCGACAAUGACGGCUCUGACACCAACACUGACACGACAGCGGAGUCUGGCAGCGACGAUGAUGACACGGCACCUACGGCACCGAGCUGGGCGGCUUUCCCUCAGACUCUAUUCCGCAGCAAGCUUGCUCUCAGCAGCAUGGUCAAGAAGCUGGUUGAGAACAUCAAAAUGCGAUUCCCCGCUGAUGUCUCAGUGGCUGCAAAGUUUGGGGUGCUGGGCCCCCGUGCAUUGGCUGCUGAUUCCGGUGUGCCGAAGUAUGGCGAGGAAGAGGUGGCCGCUUUGGCACAGCACUUUAAGCCCGUCUUGGGUGAUGAUUGCCUGUUGGCAGUUGACCAGUGGGUGAUGGCUCGGGCGCGCCUGAUUGCAGUGGCAAAGGAGCAGAAGAAGAGUGGUGAUGUUAUGAAGGCGAGGCCGUUCUAUGAGAGGCUCUUGUCGUGGCUGUCUGGCAUGGGCCGUGAGCUCACUGUCCUGGUGCAGAUUAUGCUUGUGCUGCAGCCAUCUACGGCAGAAGUUGAGCGUGGCUUCAGCGCGAUGAAUGACAUCAAGACGCCUGGCCGGGCAAGCAUGAAGCUUGGCACCCUUGACGUACUGAUGCGUGUGCGCCUUGUGGGCCCACCAAUUGCGUACCAGCAGCGACCUGUGGCUGGUGUCUCCCUUGCCCCGUAUGCUGAGUUUGAUGCAACGCUGCUGGGGCCUGCAGUUCAGAAGUUCGCUGCAAAGCUUGGCCGCGUGCCCCAGCGCAGCAGCCACAACGCCCGCCCGUCCCGUGUGAAGCAUCGUGUGUGUGAGAUUGAUGUCAAGGCACUUCUGAAGGAGGCUGAGGAGGAGGCCGUUCAGAAUGUGGAUGUCUCGUGCUAAUAAUUUGGCAUACGAACGUUUGAAUUCUUUGAAAGCGGUCCAUCUAGCAAAUACAUACCCGAUACGAUUGUGUAUGAUUGAAACGUUGAAAGAAGGGACGAUAGUGUAUUGGGGAUUCGAUGCACGAGGGUGUGUGCCGACGUGUGAAGAUGACUAAACUGGAAGCGGUUAGGCCGCGAUGGCGCUCUGCCUGUGUGUAUGUGCGGUAGAACUGUGACUGGUCAUGGCUUUGGCCCCGGCACUUCGGUGACAGCAAGCAGUUAGCAGGUAUAGCAUGUACGCCGCGCAGGCAAGCGAAGGCUCAGAGUUGCUUGGGGAAACGCGCUGCGACAUGCCUGUGCAUAUGAUCGCAUUUGGACUUGUUCAUUAGUGUUGCACUGCGUGAAACAGAUACAAAAGCCGCCGUUUACAGUUGCGAAAAAGCGAAAUUGCAACAUGUCAAGAUGUCUAGACAUUUUACAUGGCUUCCACAAAGGCACUUUGUCUAGACAAAAAAAUCGUGGAUUUGGGGGCCUGUUUGUCUACCCCCUUGACAAAAAUUUCCGCUCC